GGGGGAGAAAAACUAAACGAAAUAUCGCCAGGAUGAACAACACUUUCCUGAACAUGGCGUCGAUAGGCGACUUCGACCCUCUCAACGCGUCCAUUCCUGCCACCAAAGUUGAAAUCACGGUGUCCUGCAGAAACCUGCUGGACCGGGACACUUUCUCCAAGUCAGACCCAAUUUGUGUCCUCUACACACAAGGCAUGGGCAACAAGGAGUGGAGAGAGUUUGGAAGAACGGAGGUCAUCGACAACACGCUAAACCCGGACUUUGUGCGGAAAUUCAUUUUGGAUUACUUCUUUGAAGAGCGGCAAAACAUCAGAUUCGACUUGUAUGAUGUUGACUCAAAGAGUGCCAACCUGUCCAAACACGAUUUCCUGGGCCAGGCCUACUGUACUCUUGGAGAGGUGGUGGGAUCGUUGGGCAGUCGAAUGGAAAAACCCCUUGGGGGCAUCCCAGGCAAGAAAUGCGGGACCAUUAUCGUGAAAGCGGAGGAGCUGAACAACUGCAGGGAAUCAGUCAUGAUGCAAUUCUGUGGAAACAAGUUGGACAAAAAAGAUUUCUUCGGCAAGUCCGACCCUUUCCUGGUCUUCUACCGGAGCAACGAGGACGGCACGUUUACCAUCUCCCACAAGACGGAGGUGAAAAAGAACACGCUGAACCCCGUGUGGCAGGCCUUUAAGAUCCCCGUGCGGGCUCUUUGCAACGGCGAUUACGACAGAACAAUAAAGGUUGAAGUUUAUGACUGGGACAGAGACGGCGGUCACGAUUUCAUCGGAGAGUUCAGCACGAGCUACAGAGAGCUGUCCAGAGGGCAGAGCCAGUUUAACGUCUAUGAGGUGGUGAAUCCAAAGAAGAAAGGAAAGAAAAAAAACUACCUCAACUCUGGAACGGUCACGCUGCUGUCGUUCCUGGUGGACAUCGAAGUCACCUUCCUGGACUACAUCAAAGGAGGGACCCAGAUUAACUUCACCGUGGCCAUUGAUUUCACCGCUUCCAACGGUAACCCAGCCCAGCCCACCUCUCUCCACUACAUGAGCCCCUACCAGCUGAACGCCUACGCCAUGGCCCUGAAGGCGGUGGGGGAGAUCAUUCAGGACUACGACAGCGACAAGAUGUUCCCCGCUCUGGGCUUCGGAGCCAGACUGCCGCCUGAUGGACGGGUGUCCCACGAGUUUGCUUUGAACGGGAACCCCCAGAACCCGUACUGCACAGGGAUCGAGGGCGUGAUGGAGGCGUACUACCAGAGUCUGAAGUCCGUUCAACUCCACGGACCCACCAACUUCUCCCCCGUCAUCAACCACGUGGCCAGGUAUGCAGCGUCAGUGAAGGACGGCUCUCAGUACUUUGUGCUUCUCAUCAUCACGGACGGCGUCAUCUCCGACAUGGCCCAGACCAAGGAGUCCAUCGUCAACGCCGCCUGUCUGCCCAUGUCCAUCAUCAUCGUGGGGGUGGGGCCGGCAGAAUUCGAUGCGAUGGUUGAGUUGGAUGGCGAUGAAGUCAGAAUCUCCUCCAGAGGAAGAUACGCCGAGAGAGACAUUGUACAGUUUGUCCCGUUCAGGGACUACAUCGACCGGACGGGGAACCACAUCCUCAGCAUGGCCCGGCUCGCCAAAGACGUCCUGGCCGAGAUCCCCGACCAGUUCCUGUCCUACAUGCGGACCCGCGGGAUCAAGCCCUCCCCGGCCCCGCCCCCCUACACGCCACCAGUGGGCCAGCCCCUCCAGACCCAGAUAUAAGGAGCGGGGCGGGGGGGGAAAAGGUUUCAGAGUCGGGUGUUCGCUGGACUUAAAGCGCGAAAUACUUCCAUUUCCUUAAAAGCGCUCGCCAUGCCUUGAGGAACUCGGUGGUCUUUGUUCAGGAAGCUGCAUGCCGGGCCGGGAGGGAGACCAUCCUGAAGGCGGGAGGAGCCAACAAGCGUCUGUUUACUUCCACUGUCAAGCAUUCCUGUUAACGUCUGGAUUUUUAUUACCAUUUUGUUAUUGGCCUGGCGAACCUGGAACAGCUUGGGGGUUGAAGUUCGAGCGUCUUCAUUUCAGGCUUUGAAGAAAAAAAGAAGGAAAAACGAAGCGACGAAGGACAGCUUUUUGGAAACGCUGUAAAGAGAAUGUCUCCAGACGAACAGAGGAAUCACUUGAUCUUAAAUGAAGACUAAGUUUUCCUGUAAAUAACUGGACUAAUGUAACUUCUACUUCUACUUCUUUCUCUUUCUAUCUUUAUCUCUCCAGCUCACCCACUGUUUACAGUAAACUCUUAAAGAUUUUUACUGUUGAUACUUUUAUAUACACAUAGCUUGUAAUACUCUCUCUCUCUCUGUCUCUCUCCUCUCUCUGUCUCUCUCUCUCUCUCUCUCUCCUGGCGUCUGUCAGGUAGCAGUGCAGGUCCUGGUAGCCCCUCUGUACCGUACCGUACCGUGCCGUACCGUACUGUACUGUAUUCUGGUGUUUGUAAUAACCUUUUUGCAUGAGUGUAGCCUCAGUCCAGUGCAUGCAUUUAGUGGCCCUGCACUACCUCUUCUGCCCAUCCGCCCGCCUGCUGGGGGUGAGAGUCCGUCUGCCCGUAGCCACCCACCACAUCUGUCCCAUCCGUCUUCCCGUCUGUAUGCCCAUCCCUCGUUUCUUUUAACCGCUUUUGUUUUUGCUGCGUUUCCAUCCAUCAGUUAUCAAGAAGCCCAAUUCAGUUUUCAAUUUAUAUGCUAAUCAUGAAAGGAGAGGAUUUUUUUUUUUCGUAGCAGAAAUGUGACGGACGGCCUACUUCUUUCGCUCAUAUUCAUUCAGAACAAUUACAAUAAGAAGCAACAGCUCCUACUAGCGGUCCGAAGUUCCCGGCUGAAUGGAAACGCAGCUUCCCUCCGUCUCCUUUGCUGUAUUUCUGUGUGCUGCGCCCGGGCGUCACGUCGCCCGCGUGCUCGGCCUUUUCACGUCGUCACGCGCCGCCCCAUGUUAAAAAAAAUUAACAAAAAAACAAAACAAAAAAAAAAAAGACGACAGCAGCUGCUCUCAAACAAAAAUGCUGUUUGAGCAAAAAGAGCCCAGUGGUCAAAAACGCAUAGAAGAAAAACACACUUUCUUUCCCUUUGGUUUGCUUUUGUGUGUGUGUGUGUGUGUGUGUGUGUGUGUGUGUGUGUGUGUGUAGCUUUCAUAUGUUGUCGAAGAACGACUUCUGUCCAAGUCUUGUGCUCUGGUGGUGAAUGAGGGAUGGAUCAGUGUGAACAGAUUUAACUGUGAAUGUUUGUAUGAAUGGAAGUUUUAACUGCAGCAUUUUACUUUUUUUUUUUUUUUUUUUUGUAUAGUGAGUGAGUUAUCGUAAUGUGAAUCCUUAAAAAAAAAAAAAAUCACCACAAUCUUUCUUUUUUCAUGUAAUAUCAGUCUUCCGAGUGACCGUCUUGGAUUUUGUUUGUUUCUCUCUGAUGCACCCAGAAACUGGUGCAGAUUUAUUUAAACUUUAAAAACCAGUCAAAAAUAGUUGUAGCUGUAAAUAUUCAUGCUAGAGUCUUAAAAUUUGGAGUCGUUCGACCAGAGGAUUGGUAAAUUCCAUUCACAGUUUACAGAUAUCAAAAUGGCUCAAAUCAUUUUGGAAGAUUUAUUGCCCUGAAAUUGAAUAAUUCCCUCUUAGCUUGCAAAUGAUAAAUAUAUUAUUAUUACUAUGUUUUGUAAAAUCUGAAGCAAAUACAAAAUAGUCAGCUGGAAGAAAAAAAUUUAAUCUCAAAUUGUUCUACUCAUCCAAGUUACAGAGUUAAUCAACUGAAGACGCCGCAGCAGAGAUUACAUUCUGUUUUUAUUUCAUUCAGUUAAUGAUACCAGCAGUAAUAUUAGUGGUAACUGAGCAGGAGCUCCAAAAAUACCCGAAAUGUGUAUCUAGCUUAAAAAAAAGAGCAUUUUGUUCUGUUACUCCUUGUGUAACUCAUUCUAAUGUUUUCGUAAAGCCCUGCUCAUUCUUGGAGGUGAACAGCAGAACUCCUGAAAUUGAAGCCAAAACAUUGUGAUCGCCCCCUGGUGGAUGUUCCUCGCGGGACUUUAGCGAAUUUAGCAAGAUGAAGAUCAAAACAGAUUUUUAACAGCCGUAUUUUCUUAUAAAGUUUCUUUUUUUUAUUUAUUUUAACAAGAUUGUUUAGGUUGUAUCAACCAUCUUCACACUCUAUCUCCACCAGAUCAAGUGUUAGUGUUAAAAAUCGUAGUCAAAUAUCGGCCACAGUGUGUGAUUAUCCAUCUUUUUUCGUAGAAGUUGGCAUGCUAAGCAAGUCAUUUUGUCUGUGCGCUCGUAUAUUAUCAGGUUUUCCUUUUAGUAAGUUACCUGAGACCUUGUUUGAACAACGUUGCCAAAUGAAAACAGAAAUCUUUCAUUGCAGUUUGUGUGCGUUUACAUGACGGUACUACUGAAACUCAACUUUUUUUUAAAAUACUCCGAAUCUGUGUCCGAGGAAAAACAUCACAGCUUAUUGAUAGGUAUAGACAUUGUUUUCUAAAUAUUAUCGUGGAAACGCAAAAUUUUUCUGAAACGAAACACAAAAACGAUCUCAUCAGAAUAUAAAGGACAUAAAUAUGAAACAUAUUUUUUUUAUGAUUUAUUGCGUUUAAUGCGGUAAAUUCUUUCCUCUUGGAAAGCGGAUUGGAGUUGAUUGGAAGUUUUCCUGUGGUACCAUCAGAUAAGCUCGCGGCGCCGGCGGUUGAGGCCGGUUUCUCGUCCCCACGGCGCACUGAACUGCCGCUUUCUGCUGCUCGUGAAAUUGAUUUGUGGAGGGAGGAAUGUUAAAUUGUCUCACUUUUAAUGGUUCAAGUGGAACAAAAGGGAAAUUACCUCCUUGACUCGUCUCCCUAUGCCUCCCGUUUUUAUGCUUUCGCCCUUUUUAUUCCCACCUAAUUGGUGGACCCGGGCCCUCGUCACACCGUUUGAACAACAGAUUAUUCCACAGUAAAGUAUCGAAUCUUGUCUUUUUAAAUGUAAUACUUUGAUAGUACAGAAGAUUUUAAAUUAGCAGUUUAUUUGAAAUAAAGUUUAAGAUUUAAUAGCUCAACCUGAAUCCGAUCAAUCUGACCACAUUAUGUUUCGUUCAUUAUAAUAAACUUUUCAAAGACCCAGUGAAACAACGUCCCAGGACUAUUAGAUUUACAUAAAUCAGUUUUCUUAAGAGACCCGCAAAGUUGCAUAUGCGUUAUUACAUUUGAAUGUUUAAUGAGAAAACACCCGCGAGUGCAGAGGAUGACUCAUCCGAGGGUUGACACCAUUUAACAGGGAGAGAAAAGAGGAGAACUUAAUGUGAGAUUGCUCCAAAAUUAAGUUUUUGGAUAAUUAUUCAACCCCCUGGUGACGUUUCCGAGGAAGCGACUGGGCUUCAAUUAUCAGCUGUGGCGCCCUCAAGUCGCAUAAAGUAUUAUAAAACCUGAAUGGAUGGGCAAUUAUCUGUCAAAAAUGAGACAAUAAAAGAGCAAUUAGACUAUAAACUAUACUAUAACUAUAAACUGGGGAUUUGUAUUUUUCAGUUGACUAUUUCUUUUUGGUUCAUAUGCAAUGUUUUUUUUGUUUUCUUUUCUUUUUUGUGGAUUCAGUAUCAAAAGUCAUCGUUAGAGUUUGCAGCUCUGCAGCUUUGUGCCUCCGUCUUCAAGGUGCUUUCAUAUAAAUCAACCUUUUCUUCUGUAACGUGUUUUAAUACUGUCACAGUAUUUGCUCAGUACUCAGACGUGCAACAUGAUCGCCACAAAAGCAACACAUUUUUUUACAUUGUGGUGGAUUUUCAAAGAAUUAUCGCUUCAACAUGAUAUCAUAUUCACAUUUCUGUGAACCAUAAUCGUACCAGAAUCCAGGGAAAUAGAGCUUUGUGCCAUAUACUUAUCAUUAUUGUAAAAAGAGCGUUGCAGUACUGUCAAACACACACACUUAAUAUUAAAAGUAGAAGUUAAAGUAGAGUCAGAAGCACUCAGUGCACAUUUUCUUCAAACCUAAAAUCCAGAAGAUAGUAUAAUUCUGACUAAUUCCAAACAUUAACUCAAUAUUUUGCAGAUAAAUCAGGUUCAACGUCAAACAUUGAAGUAAUUUCAAUUUAUUUUACUUGUAGCAUCUAUUUGUUUUCCAUUAGUAUUUACUUUUUUUUAGCAGAGAUAACAAUUCCUGAGCGUUCUUCGCUUGUUUCAGCUCAUAAACAAACUGACACCAGACGGCACGGCCUUUUAUUCUGCUCUGCUUCAGAUGGACUAAACCUAAAUUACCAACUUUGCCAAACCCCAUGAAGCCACAAGUGUGUUUGUGUGUGCGCAUGUUUUUGAUAUAAGUACACUUUGUGUGUGUCUGGGCGUGUGAGAGUGUCUGUGGUGUGCCCGUGCGGCACCUCUGUAAGGGUGUUUUCUUAGACCAUGUGAGAUGUUCACACACGUCAGAUCUUUGUUUACUAAAGAUAUCCAAAUAAUAUAUUGUAUGCUCGUCAUAUCUUCUGAACAAUGUGCACUAUGUUUGCAUGUACAGUUUUACAAAGGAGGCACCAGUUCCUUUUGUUGA
Messenger RNA from Salarias fasciatus (jewelled blenny), 6480 nucleotides. Its product is annotated as copine-8. Gene Ontology annotation, molecular function: calcium-dependent phospholipid binding. Gene Ontology annotation, biological process: cellular response to calcium ion. The transcript is spliced from 20 exons. Gene Ontology annotation, cellular component: plasma membrane. Bases 33 to 1730 code for a protein of 565 amino acids. Lineage: Eukaryota; Metazoa; Chordata; Actinopteri; Blenniiformes; Blenniidae. The record is from RefSeq and is a predicted model, not a curated record.